ACUCGGGGCAACAUUAGUGGGUAACGUGACUGAGGCAAGUGCCGACGGACCAACAGUUGAUGGAGGAUAAGCAUUGUGCUCGCAUUGUCAGGCGGGUUUAAUAAUUAUUACAAAAUCAACAGAUGAGUCCUUUAUCUGCUGGUCAUGGGAUUUCUAAAUGGGUCAUCGACUAAAAUCAUUAUUAGAGGCUGUUUCGAAGGGGCCGUAACUGGAGCUAAUUUCAUAAACAUUCCCCCUUUUUUUAUACAUUUGCUGCAAUUUGGAUUCAUGAAGAAGCAGAGAUGAGAGUCAUUCUGCAGUUGUCGGUCUACGCUUUCGUCACAGUGGUGGCUCUAGCGGGGGUGCCGGACCCGAACGUCUGCGUACCUCUCCCAUAUUUACCUGGAACCAUCAAUGGCAACAGUAACGGAGCUCCAUGCAGUCCAUGGUACAUGUACAAGAGUGUAAACACAACAGGUUGUAUCAGCACAAAGGACCAGCAGGGACCGUGGUGUGCCACUACGCAGGAUUACGACAAAGACAAGAAAUGGGGAAAUUGUGCAGGAACUACCGGCGGCAAUGGCAACGGAGCCCCUUGUGUAUUUCCCUUCAAGUUUCAAGAUGACAUGAUCAAUCAGUGUAUUUUCUCCGGACCUCCCCAGCCUGGAGCCUGGUGUUCCACCACCGCGGAUUUCGACAAGGAUCAGAAGUGGGGAUUGUGUCCUGAUGUGGGUCAGAACCUUCCAACCCUCCCUGAUAAGUUCCAAGCGAAAAUCAACUGGCAAAACACUUUGACUAAAUCUAGUUUGUACCUCGAGGAAUAUUACGAUAAAGUCAACGACUUUGCUUCCAUGACAACCAUGGGACUUUCAGCCACAGGAAAGAAAACCACAACUAUCACUAGUUUUAAAACAAAAGAAGUAUUUAAAGUCUACGAGGACGGAGAAAUGUGUGUAGUAUCUCCUCUGGACCCGACGAACGAUGUUGCCUUCCCUUUCAAGGUUUUGAAUGGAUCAGAUUUCAUAAUGAGUGCGGGGGAUUCUCUUAAAUUUGGCAAGGAUUACCAAGAGGUUUAUUUGGGAAAGGACACAGUGAAUGGUGUUGCCGUUAACCACUGGACAGCGUGCGUAUUCAGACCAGAGAUGGGGGAUGCAACUCUUAAUAUUGAAUACUACUGGUCAGACCCAGAUAGUUGGUCUACUGCGUCUGGCAUGUCAACGGUCCCCGUUCAAGCCGUCAUCACAGGGAAGCGAACAGAUGCGUUUGGGCAGCCAGCAACGGUUUCUCAAAUUUACGACUUUGCCUUUUUCUCCGAUGAACUGCCAGACGGUGCCAGUGAAAAGGUGUUCCAGACCCCAAGAGGUUAUGUAUGCGACGGCAGAAAAAACGAAAAGAAACUACCGAAAGUUCCAGACAGAUUUUCAUUUCGAUCAGAGCAAAUAUCUGAGAGUGCCGGCACUGUACAGAACAUUGAUGAAUGGUAUGAUUUUAACGCAAAACUUUUCCGCAUGGAUUUUAUACCCCAAGGUCAGCUUAUUUAUCAGGGCUUUGGCAAUCGACCACUGUCCACGGUGCACGAUUUCUAUACAGGCACAGCAUAUGUGAUGGAUCGUUACUAUGGCAACUGCACCGUAAUGCCCAUACCUGACGGUGGGGUGGACACAGUCAACAACGGCGCUGCGAACUAUACACAGAUUCGGGAUCCCAUGCAGUUCUUUGAUUUUUCCGGAGAGACUUAUUAUUAUGAAGGGACAGGGUCAGCUCGCCAUAUUGGAGCCGAUAUCUAUAGUAGUAGGAGAACAGACUGGGAUGGGAUCAUGUCAAUUUGGGAGUGGUAUUUUUCAAAGGAUGGUUGGACACUUGAGGAUGGCUUGAGACCUGAAUACAAUGAACCAAUUAGACUUGUGGUCAGGAUACCGGCGACAAUGCCUGGUGGGCAGGACGACGUCAGCGUACUGAAUAUUUUUAACUUCGAUGACUCCCCUAUGGAUUACAGCGCUUUUGACGUAAGCCUGUGUUACCGGGACUUGCCGCAGAGGACCUUUAGGUUCGUCAUUGUAGGCGAUAAAUCUUACGUAGAGGGUAACUGGUUUGCCUUUAAAUAUUUGGUUUUGAAUGCCAUAGAAGAUUUUACAGGUCUGCGACCAAUCAGAACUCAAGACGUAUCGGUAGAAAUAGACCCCAACUCGCAUUUGAUUUUCUUUACUUUCACCAUGCUUGAUGUAUCUCCACUGACGGGGAUACCAGGAGCAGAAUUUGUCCCGCAGACCCCAAACGAAGUGCCACUGAACGUGGCAGCCAGCAAGCUUAUCGCCACCAUCAACUCCAAUAAUAUGAGCAUCUUGAUGACGAAGGACGACUUCUCAACGACCACUAUGUUGCAAGCGAUGCCGGGGGAAAUCUACGAAUCGGUCAAGUUUGAUAAUGGAACCGUGGUUUUCAUAAAAGCAGGAUCAAGUACUCCUGUCACCCCUCCAUCUACCAAUAGCCCUCACAGUGGUCCUAGUAAGUAUAUCUUAUCACAAUAA
This is a messenger RNA of Lingula anatina, 2507 nucleotides long. RefSeq lists its product as uncharacterized. Lineage: Eukaryota; Metazoa; Brachiopoda; Lingulata; Lingulida; Lingulidae. The record is from RefSeq and is a predicted model, not a curated record.